AUGAAUCCAACAUCCAAUGUAUUAUUAGCACCAAGAACAAACCCAACGUCCAAUAUAUUAGUGAGUACCAAGAAUGAAUCCAACGUCCAAUAUAUUAGUGGGCAACAAGAAUUCAAUGUCCAAUGUAUUAUGGACACCAAGAAUGAAUCCAACGUCCAAUAUAUUAAUGGAAACCAAGAAUUAAUCCAACGUCCAAU
Messenger RNA from Racocetra persica, 197 nucleotides. Lineage: Eukaryota; Fungi; Glomeromycota; Glomeromycetes; Diversisporales; Gigasporaceae. The record is from the annotation of a GenBank genome assembly.